AGUCCGCACAUCCUCUGACGCUCAGGUGGAGACGAGCGAUUUAGGACAGUCAAGCCACGAUGAAGCUGCGUAUGCUGAGGCUGAGGAGUGCUUUGGUCCGAGAAUGUUUGGCUGAGUUCCUGGGAACGUUUGUCUUGCUGCUAUUUGGUUGCUCUGCAGCAGCGCAGGUGAAAACCAGCCGAGACACCAAGGGCCAGUAUCUGUCGAUCAACAUGUCCUUCUCUGUGGGGGUGAUGUCAGCAAUGUACCUGACCAAGGGGAUCUCAGGAGCCCAUCUGAACCCUGCAGUGACUCUUAGUUUCUGUGUCUUGAGGAAGGUGAAGUGGGGAAGGCUGGUACCGUACUGCCUCUCCCAAGUUCUCGGGGCAUAUGUGGCAUCAGCGCUGGCCUACGUGGUUUACUACGAUGCUAUUAUGGAGUUUGGUGGAGGCGUGUUGACUGUUUAUGGCCCAAAUGAAACAGCAUCUAUAUUUGCAACGUAUCCGUCCCAGUACCUCACGUUAGGGAGGAGUUUCCUUGAUCAAGUAGUGGGGACUGGGACACUGAUGUUAUGCAUCUUGUCGUUGGACGAAAAGAGGAACACCCCCGCUCCUUCUGAUCUGAUUCCUCCAAUAGUUGCAACAAUUGUCCUCGGGAUCUCCAUGUCCAUGUCAGCUAACUGCGGAGCUGCGAUAAAUCCCGCUCGUGACCUGGGGCCACGCCUUUUCACUCUGACUGCAGGCUGGGGGACCGAAGUCUUUACGUGUUACAAUUACUGGUUCUGGGUCCCACUAGUGGCUCCACUUAUUGGAGGCCCUUUAGGUUCUUGCCUUUACUUGGUCUUCAUCGAAUGGCAGCUGCCCACUCCAGAACCUCCUCAGGACAAGAGGACAACAGUCUCCACCAUCAGUAACAGCAUCAAAGAGCCUGCCACCAGAUGGGGAACAGGAGACAAGUUAAAGUCAACAUAUUUUUAGUCACUGAUCAGUAACAAAAGUGUAUAAGCCUUUUUGAUCAAUACACAUGGCAUAAAGUGGUAAAUCUGACUGGUUGGUUGGAAAUUGAGGAUGUUCAGGUAUUUAUAUAUGCUUCUGUUAACAGAGUUAUGAUUAUUUCUUUUCAUGACUAUACGUUUGCAGAAACAUUUUAGCAGAAUCAUGUGUGUUACAUUAAACCUCUGUGUAUUUUAAUUUUUCAAAAACCAUGUGCCCACGUUGCCUCCCUGAUAUAACCGGUGAAAUGGUUUCCUAGAAUGAGUCGCGAUAUGAUUGAAGGUUACCUGUCCAGGGUGUAUCCUGCCUCUCAACAAAGAAUUGGGGAGGCAGGGCAGGAUUUGGAGAAAAAUGACCAUCUUAUGUUAGAAAAAAUGUUGUGAUUUUUUUCUUACUUCUCUUGUAGUUUUCAGACAGAUUUAUGCAUUUCUUUUAUAAUGGAACUUAUAAAUCUAUAGCCAUAAUAACUUUCUCAGGAAUGAGGCUGUUUGUACAUUUAACCAUUGCAAACAUACAAUUAGUCCACUGAAUAAAACACAACAUUCACCUUGAAGGUUCCACAUAUUUACAAUCUAUUGUCUUCCACUUAUGCGGGGUUGGGUUGCUGCUAAAACGGCACCGAUCAGCUCAUCACUCAUUCUGUUUUUAUCUCCUUUGAGAACAAAACCCCACUUUGCAUGCUCUUUUCCAGGCUCAAGAGUCAAGACUGUGCACGGUCUCAGAUUUGGAGACACUGAUCCUCAUUCU
Molecule: messenger RNA, 1718 nt
Organism: Gambusia affinis (western mosquitofish)
Lineage: Eukaryota; Metazoa; Chordata; Actinopteri; Cyprinodontiformes; Poeciliidae
Gene: aqp10a
Product: aquaporin 10a
Exons: 6
Coding region: 60-956 (298 amino acids)
Biological process (GO): water transport; glycerol transmembrane transport
Cellular component (GO): plasma membrane; basolateral plasma membrane
Molecular function (GO): urea transmembrane transporter activity; water channel activity; glycerol channel activity
Source: RefSeq, a predicted model, not a curated record